Messenger RNA from Babesia bovis T2Bo, 2346 nucleotides. Its product is annotated as Elongation factor Tu GTP binding domain family protein. Gene Ontology annotation, cellular component: mitochondrion. Gene Ontology annotation, molecular function: GTPase activity; GTP binding. The record is from RefSeq and is a predicted model, not a curated record. NCBI's taxonomy places the organism in Eukaryota, Apicomplexa, Aconoidasida, Piroplasmida, Babesiidae. The transcript has 18 exons. Gene Ontology annotation, biological process: ribosome disassembly; mitochondrial translation. The coding region runs from base 54 to 2294 and encodes 746 amino acids.
UCUACAUUGAAGUGAUACUGCAAGCAGCUAUACAUACAAUCUACAAGGCCGUUAUGGCACUACUUAGACAUUACAUGUCACGUAGAACACACCAACGGGCCUAUAGUUGCCUAUAUGCAGCAUUAAAUGGAAAAUACAAUGUCUGUCACAGUAACAUACAGAAUGGGCACUGUAACGGGAGGCAUUUCUCCCAUAUAUGCCGCGAUUCCUAUACCACUAAUGACAUUAGAAACAUUGGAAUCAUAGCGCAUAUUGACGCUGGAAAGACAACCUUAGCUGAGGCACUCAUAGAUCUGGCUAAUAAGCGGGAAGAACGCAAUAUCGCCAACUCAUCGAUACAGCUUGACUUUAUGGAACAGGAAAUUAAACGAGGCAUCACUAUCCGCGCAGCAUGCUCAAGCUUCAAGUGGAACGGUUGCCAUAUUAACGUUAUUGACACUCCAGGGCACACGGACUUUAGCGGAGAGGUUAUAAGUGCCAUGGACGUCAUAGAUGGCUGUAUCAUCGUUAUAGAUGGGACUAAAGGGGUACAAGCACAAACCAGGCACCUCAACGCUGCCUUGCCCAAAGGGAUGCCGAAAAUUGUUUUCAUCAACAAGAUGGAUAGACCUGGCAUCUCUAUAGACGAGAAUAUGGCGUCUAUAAAAAAGCAGCUUAGACUCAACCCGCUAUUGAUCAAUACACCGCAAAGGGGCAAGACACGGGAUAUAUUGAGUACUAUAUCCAUAUUGGACCCAAGGGAAUGUAACCAAGGAGAAUACCAGGAUCUUCUAGAAACACUAACGGAAUGCAUCGCUAAUAUGGACGAGGAGAUGGCUGAUUUAUACCUUGGGCAAGGAUACAUCCCCAAGGAAAUAGUCAUCAAACGUUUAUCGAACUAUGUUCGUACGGGAAAUGUAACACCCGUUUUAUGCGGGUCUGCAGUUACUACUGCGGGAGUUGACCAGCUGCUGGAUGCGGUCUGUUGUCUACUUCCAUACCCAGCGGGUAUAAGUCAAGAUCCCAGCGCAGAAGAUGACGGGACGAUACUGUACACCUUUAAGACACUUCGGGGUGCGCAAUCGCGUAUACACGCCUUCUGCAAGGUGGUCCACGGGAACCUGGUACCCGGUAUGCGGCUACAUAAUAUCAAUCUCAAGAAGAUGGAGCAAGCUGGUAAAAUAUACAAAAUUCAGGCCAACACAUACCAAGAGCGCAACAUAAUUGUGCAAGGUGACAUUGCCAUGGUCAGCGGGAUGCAUCACGUGAGGACCGGCCACCUAUUGUCCAAAUACGCAAAACAUGGGUUAUCGGACCAAAUUAGCGCAUUAGUGACUAAAUGUAAUGCACCUGCGAAAUAUGUAUGUUUCGCCACAUUUACGGCACUAAAUGAGUCUGACAACAACAAAUUACUCCAUGCUAUGGAGAAUAUAAAGAUCGAGGACCCAACUGUAUACUACCGAUAUGAUCCAGAUGCACUAGACGGGCUAGUGGUUGGUGGUUUCGGCGAGUUCCACAUAGAGAUAAUCGCGGAAAUACUCAAGGACGAUUACGGCAUACCAGUUAAAAUAGGUCAGCUGAAGGUGGCUUACAAGGAGUCGCCAGCCGAAAAAGUUGAAGCUUCCUUGUACACGGGAACUGAUACACCAGAAGAUAAAACGCAGAUUGGUCUGGAAAUCAUCAUGGAGCCUAUGGAACCCACUAUGGGGGAGCAGUCAAGUGACGCAUUGGAUAACGUCGAUGGACGAACUGGUGACCUCUUCAUGUGUGAAGUUGAACAUGACUCGGCAAUAUUCCUGAAACCUGAUGGUUCUGAGAUUGAACCUGACGCCGCCACAAUCGAUGCUAACACCAGAGAUAUAUUGGAUAACGUCAGGCAGCUUCUGUCCAAUGCACUGGCUGCAGGACCGCUAAUCGGGGGAUCGAUGAUAAACACCAGAGUGAAAAUCGCUAAAAUCAAGCUGCUGCCAACAUCUAAUGUUGCUGGGGCCAAGACUAUCGCAUCAAGAGCUAUGAAGAGCAUAUACAACAAGGUACCCAUUGACCUCUUCCAGCCGAUAGUAAAUGUCAACAUCAUGGCACCUAGUGAAUAUGUCGGGAACAUUACAUCGGAUCUGAGGAAAGAAAGACAAGCUAAUGUACUAAGCGUAUCAAACGAGCAAGAUGACUCGAGUACGGCAACUAUAGUGGCCAAAGCACCAAUGAAGCACAUGCUUGGAUACACUAAGGCAUUAAGGGCGUUAACGAAUGGUAAUGCCACAUUCUCCAUUACACCAUGUGGAUUCACAAGAGCUACCAUAAACGAAAUCGAUUGAGCAACCUAAUGGACAGGAUGUACACACAUGUUACUUGGGAACGGUGUAUACA